Python bivittatus (Burmese python) is the source of this 2610-nucleotide messenger RNA. NCBI's taxonomy places the organism in Eukaryota, Metazoa, Chordata, Lepidosauria, Squamata, Pythonidae. The record is from RefSeq and is a predicted model, not a curated record.
AUGACAGGUUUACGGGCUGAGUUGCAAACAGAGAAUAUCAAAGAAGAAAAAUCCUGGAUCUUUAAUGCCCAUGACAGCUCAGAGUUCCAACUGUGCUUUCCUAGGUAUUACUCUGGAGAGAAGAAAGCGCCUGUCCUGACUAUCUUCAUUGGGGGCAACCACGAGGCCUCCAAUCACUUGCAAGAGUUACCGUACGGCGGAUGGGUGGCUCCAAACAUCUACUAUCUUGGUUAUGCUGGAGUUGUAAAGUACCGUGGGGUGAGAAUUGGUGGCCUCUCUGGCAUUUUCAAAGCUCAUGACUACAGAAGAGGUCACUUUGAGUAUCCUCCUUACAACCAGCAAACAAUACGAAGCAUUUAUCAUGUAAGAAAUAUUGAAGUUUUCAAGCUCAAACAGCUCAAGCAGCCUAUGGACGUAUUUUUGUCCCACGACUGGCCUAGAAGCAUCUACCAUUACGGAAACACGAAGUUGCUGCUUAAGAAGAAAUCCUUCUUCCGCUCAGAAGUGGAGAACAACACUUUAGGGAGCCCAGCCGCGUCAGAGCUCCUGCAGCACCUGAAACCCACCUACUGGUUCUCGGCACAUUUGCAUGUCAAGUUUGCAGCACUAAUGCAGCAUCAGGCUGAUAACAGUGAACAGCAACCCCAAAUCACCAAAUUUCUGGCCCUGGAUAAAUGCUUGCCCCGCAGGGACUUCCUGCAGAUUGUAGAGAUUGAGCACAAUCCCAAUGCACCUGACUGCCUGGAAUAUGACCCUGAAUGGAUUGCUGUUCUAAAAGCUACUAAUGAUCUCAUUAAUGUCACUCCCACUUCUUGGAACAUGCCUGAAAACAAUGGACUGCAUGAAAAAUGGGACUACAGUGUUACGGAAGAAGAUAUCAGGAAGGUUUUGGAAGAGGUCAAUCAUGAUCUUCUGAUUCCCCAGAACUUCAGCAUUACAGAUGCUUGUUAUAAUUCAAAAAAGUCUCAACAAAAGACUGAACUGAUUCAUAGAAUCAGCCCCCAGACUACAGAGUUCUGUGCCCGGUUUGGUCUUGUGGACAUUAACGCUAAAAUUCAACAAUUGAAAGAAGAGCACAGAGAUGAUGUGCAUCAGGGUGAAGAGGAGGAGGAGGAGGAAGUAGACAGUACUGAAUCAGUGGAGGAGUCUAGUGACUAUAAUGCCGAUAUCUCUGGUUUAUCUUCUAUCAACCCUGAUGAAAUAAUAUUGGAUGAUGAUAGCUGUGAUGAUGAUUUUGAGACUUCUGGAGGACCAUCAUCUGAUCACUCCUGUAGUACCUCAGCAACUUUUUCUGAUGUCAGAAUCCUGCCUGGCUCUAUGGUAGUGUCACCCAAUGAUACUCUGGAUAUUGUAGAAAGUGAACUGGAGAAAUCCAGCAAUGGAAAUCAGACAGAAGAGCAAAGCCCUGAUGAGAAGUCUUUGAAGCGCCUAAGUGAUGAGAGCAAAGAAGGAACAGUCGGCCCAAAGAGAAUCAAAAGGCGAAACCAGGCCAUCUAUGCUUCCAAAGAUGAAGAUGACCCAGUAGAAUGAGAAACCCUUUUGUUGAUUGACCUGAGAGGUGAGAUCAGUUCACUGGUGUGCCUGAGAACUUGUGGUAGCUUGAGAGGUUGUGAAGCACUGUAUAGUUUUGAUAUUGUGAUUGUAAUAAAAGCCUUAUUUUUUAAAUAGUAGCUUUUAUAAUAAAUCAAAUAUUUUAUUGACAUCAACAGAUUGAUUUGGAAGAAAGAAAUAUAUGUUUUUGUGAACCAGAAGCUAAUGGAAAACUUUUUACAUUUUUAUAUGGAUUUUUCCAUACAAUUUUGAAUUGUUUUGAUGAAUUCAGAAAAAGCUAUCUUUUUUGCAUCUGAUGGAAUGGGUUCAGAGGGAUUUCACUUUCACUAAAAUUCACGCUUUUCUUUCACCAUCCAAUUUGCUUUUAUGUCCAAAUCUUAUAUUAUCUUAUAAUAUAAUAUAAUAUAAUCUUAUAAAUAAGUCUUCUCAAGUGGUUUCUGUCAUUUGUUCAGGUCAGCCGUAGAAUCAAAUCAAGUAUCUUUAUUGUGGGUCACAGACCAGAUAAGCCACAGAAUUGAAACAAGGAUAGAUAGUAUGGUAUCCUCCAGAUGUUUUGCACUACAGUGUCUGCAAGCCCUCGUCAUGGACAAAUGUUGAGCAUUAUGGGAGUUGUGGGGGGCCUAAGCCUGUGUACUUCUGGAAUAACCUGUGUGAUAUUAGCUGUCAUCUCUAGGAGGAUCCAGACAAAAUAAUAUUUUGUGAAAUUGGAAAAGUAAAAUAAUCUUGUGAGUUGGGCAGUGCCAGAAGUGGAAAUUUCUUCUCUUUAGUGUCAUAACAUUCUAGGAUCAUGUGUGUGUGUAAAUGAAUCCUUUACAGAAACAACACCACUUGCUUUCAGGCUCUGUUUUACAAUUUGUGAAAGGAAGAGCCAUCUGUGUAUCUGCUUUUGUGCCAGCAUAUACAACAUGAAUUUUAUUAUUCUCCUGGUUUAGAGUUCAUGCAAAGCCAUCGUUUAGGGCAACAAGGAUGAACUUCAGCUGUUGUUUGCAUAUUUUUUCUCCUUCAAAUCAUUAUGUUAACUAUGGAUUGGCUGAAUAAAGCAACCUCUGAACUAUGGGU